UGCAAAUAUUCAUAUCGUCAUAGAUGCUGUUUCUUAUGUAAUUGAGGUUUAAAUGCACCACUCUCCAUGAUUGUGUAUGUUCUAUAUGUUAAUUGGAUUAAACAAUUGAAACUUUCCAUGAUUGCUUUUAAAUAUUGCCUUUAAUCUUGUGGUCAUGAGUUCUUGUGAUUUGCAAUGAGCUUUUAGUCUCUUAUUAAAUAAGACAGUUAAACUAUUUAGUUCAUAUUUGAACUUAGAUUGUUAGUUUUAGAAAUUAGAAUUUAGGGAUUAGGUUAAAUGUCAAUAUGGGCUUGCUAAAUUGCUAAUUCUAAGAAAAUAAGGAUCAUAACCACAUUCAAAUUUCAUUUUUUCUAACAGUAACUGUAAUUUCAAAUGAUGUUAGAAUUAUGGAACAUUGAUAUACCAACCUAGUAGUUAUGGCAUGAUUUGUCAUUGUUUAUGAUUUGAUGUAAAGUGGAUCAAUUUUUUAUGUUAGCUUGUAGACCCCUAAUGCCCCUGUUUAUGUCAUUUUCUCUUGUUUGUUUCAUAUAACAUCAUUUCUUUGGUGGUGCAAUGAGUGUCUUCACACAACACAAACUCUUCUGAACUCAGUUGGAGUCUCCAGUGCAACUCCUGAGGUUGUUGCAAUAAAUUGGAUUCUCAAGCAGCUCAGUUCCCACCUCUUAACUCCUGUUCCAGUAGUCAAUCACUAUAUUUGCUCAACCAGGUGGGUGGUCUAAUCAAGCAAUAAAUUGUAUUAGCCGAUUUUCAAAAUGGCUUUCUCGUAGGAGCUUGCUUGUUGAUGGGGAUGCAAAGACGUGUCAAUUUUCCGUGCAGUGAUUUCGAAUCCAUAUUUUCCCGCUAGCCACUUACAACUGAGAUAAAUUGUUUCAUCAAUCCAUGGCGUCGUCCUUAGCCAUUUUCUCCUCCACACUCCACCACUUUCGCUCUUCCUCUUCUACCACUACUACUAGUACUCCAAGUCAUAAGAAUCCUCCUCAUUCGAGAAGCAGUGAGUCCUCUUUAAUCAACGAUCUUAUCCAUAAUUUCAACUCUCCUUACGAGCUCAGACAACUCCAUGCUCAUGUUAUCAAGACCAACACUUGUCUCUCUUCUACCCUUUCCAUUUCCAGGGUUGCCUCUGUUUGUGCUCUCACUCCUAGCUUCUCUUAUGCACAUAAAAUCUUCCAACAAGAAGGGAAAUCUGAUUCAAUUGUGGAGUGGAAUUCAUGCUUAAGGGCAUUUGCGGAAAGCGAUUGUCCAAGGGAUGCCAUUGCGCUGUUGUAUCAACUGAGACAUCACAAUGUAUUCCCUGACGCUUUCACUUGUUCUUUUGUUCUCAAGGCCUGCACCCAGCUCCUGGAUCUUUCACACGGCAAGAUCGUUCACGCGAUUAUCGAGAAAUUGGGGCUUCGGUCUAACAUCUUCUUGCAGAACACGCUUGUCCUUUUGUAUGCUCUUUGUGGGGCAAUGGAUGACGCAUCUCUUCUAUUUGAGAAAAUGCCCAAGAAAGAUAUUGUGACUUGGAAUAUAAUGAUAACUCAAUUGGCUAAACAAAAAGAUGUAGAUCUGGCGUAUGAAGUGUUUCUCAAGAUGCCGGAGAGAAGUGUGAGAUCAUGGACUGCUAUGAUUGCGGGUUUUGUUCAAUGUGGAAAGCCGAAGGAUGCAAUUAGUCUUUUUACAGAGAUGGAAAAGGUAGGCAUGGAACCAAAUGAGGUGACACUAGUUGCAGUUCUUGCUGCAUGUGCGGACUUGGGUGCUCUGGACCUUGGGAUGAGGAUUCACGAACAAUCCGAUCGCAAUGGUUAUAGGAAAAAUGUUAAAAUAUGCAACACCUUAAUCGAUAUGUACAUUAAAUGUGGAUGCUUGGAGGCUGCCAUGAGAGUUUUUGAUGGUAUGGAUCAACAACAACGAACUGUUGUGUCAUGGUCAGCUAUGAUCCAUGGGCUUGCAAUGCACGGACAGGCAGAGAAAUCUCUAAAUCUCUUUUCUACCAUGACUCAAUUGAGGAGAAUCAAGCCGAACAGUGUCACCUUUAUCGGUUUGCUCCAUGCUUGUAGCCACAUGGGGUUGAUAAAUGAAGGCCGGAAAUUCUUUGCCUCCAUGACUAAUGACUACGGAAUAACUCCACGUAUUGAACACUACGGUUGUAUGGUGGAUUUGUUUAGUCGUGGGGGACUUCUGCAAGAAGCUCACGAGUUCAUCAAGAAUAUGCCCAUAAAGCCGAACUCAGUUAUUUGGGGAGCCUUACUUGGUGGAUGUAAACUGCACAAGAAUGUUGAAUUGGCAGAGGAAGUAAUUAAGCAUCUAAGUGAACUUGAUCCAUCAAAUGAUGGUUAUUAUGUAGUUUUGUCAAACAUAUAUGCAGAUUUAAAGAGGUGGGGAGAUGUAGCUAGAAUGAGGAAGAUGAUGAGGGAUGUAGGGGUGAAGAAGACACCUGGAUGGAGUUCAAUUAGCGUUAAUGGUGUUGUACAUGAGUUUUCAGCUGGGGGAGAUGAGGGGCAUCCAGAAUCAGAGAAGAUAUUUGAAAUGUGGGAAGAAAUGUUGAAAAUAAUGAAGCUAAAAGGGUAUGUACCCAACACAUCAGUGGUUCUCUUGGACAUGGAAGAGAAUGAAAAGGUGAAAGUUGUGUGUCGUCACAGUGAGAAGUUAGCUUUGGUGUUCGGGCUGAUGAAGACACCAAAUGGAGGAGACCCGAUUCGGAUAAUGAAGAACAUUCGUGUGUGUGAAGAUUGCCACAAUGCUUUCAAGAUCAUAUCUGAGAUUGUUGACAGAGAGAUAAUAUUGGGUGAUAGGAACAGGUUCCAUUGUUUCAGACAAGGCUUGUGUUCCUGCCAUGACUAUUGGUAGUAAACAAAUGGAGGGAUAGAAGAAAUAUAACCAAACUUUAUUUGGAGAAAGUUACCGUAAUGUUUAUUUAUAAACAAUGUCUUGCGUGAAGGGAUGGAUACCCUAUUGAUUAGGAAAAAACCUCCAACGGAUUAUUAGUAGAGAGUUUUACCGGCAUUCUUGUGUUAAAUUCUUAACUUGAGAUAUAAAAUUUGCCUUCUUAUAUU
This is a messenger RNA of Impatiens glandulifera, 3035 nucleotides long. Its product is annotated as pentatricopeptide repeat-containing protein At3g62890-like. The transcript is spliced from 3 exons. Gene Ontology annotation, biological process: RNA modification. NCBI's taxonomy places the organism in Eukaryota, Viridiplantae, Streptophyta, Magnoliopsida, Ericales, Balsaminaceae. The coding region runs from base 880 to 2829 and encodes 649 amino acids. The record is from RefSeq and is a predicted model, not a curated record. Gene Ontology annotation, molecular function: protein binding; RNA binding; zinc ion binding.